Messenger RNA from Eruca vesicaria subsp. sativa (arugula), 387 nucleotides. Lineage: Eukaryota; Viridiplantae; Streptophyta; Magnoliopsida; Brassicales; Brassicaceae. The record is from the annotation of a GenBank genome assembly.
AUGGCGGAUACGCGCGGGGAUGAUCUUUCUGAAUCGCUACUGAACCUCUUCACGAGUGUAUCAUCCAUGGCGAAAUCUGAGCUCCAGGGAACGAACAAUCAGCUGGAUCUGUUGGAGAAGAUGAACCUGAGAGUUGCGUCGGAGUACGAUGAUUUGGGUGACGUGGCGGCUGGGCUGAGAGUGUUCGCGGAGCAGAUGAAGUCGAAGAGUGGAGGCUUGGAUGAGUUCGUGGGACAGAUGGAGGCGAUUGAGAAACAAGUGUCGGAGUUUGAAGCUGUCAUCUCUGUUCUCGAUCGUUAUGUCUCUGUCUUAGAAUCUAAAGUCCGAGCUGAGUGUCGUCAUCAACAACAACAUCGUCGUCGGUCUAAUGAGACUGUUACGGAAUGA